Messenger RNA from Anguilla rostrata (American eel), 6385 nucleotides. Its product is annotated as disco-interacting protein 2 homolog B-A-like. The transcript is spliced from 39 exons. NCBI's taxonomy places the organism in Eukaryota, Metazoa, Chordata, Actinopteri, Anguilliformes, Anguillidae. The record is from RefSeq and is a predicted model, not a curated record.
GUGUCACCAGAGGGGGGCAGUAGCCGUUUUGUACUGUUAACUGCAGUACGGGGAAUGUGAUGCAGUUCCCCGUAGAGUCGCUAGGGGGUACAAAGUUUUCAUGGAAGAGCAUUUCCCAACAAGGUCACGUGACAUUUUGCAUCGGGGAGUUUUUUUCUUCCUUCGCUAUGGCGGAAUUACAGGAGCACACGGAAGGAUUGUAACCCAUAUCAUAAUUAAUGUUUUGUGUCGUGAAGGAGGAUUUUAAUUAUUUACUGAUUUUAUUUUGUUCUGAGCACUUGUUAUAGCAUUUUUUCGCGAUGGCGGAUCGAGGUCUGGAUUUGUCCGGUCUGCCCAAAGACGUUAGGGACCAGCUGGCGGAGUUGGAUUUGGAGCUAUCGGAAGGUGACAUCACACAAAAGGGCUAUGAGAAGAAAAGAGCUAAAUUGCUGGCCCCCUACGUCUCAGCAACACCAAGUGCAGAACCGUCCCCCGAGAGCGAGCAGCCGACCCCGGGUCCCAGCUCCGCCCCCGACCCCGCCCCUUCCUCCUCCGCUUCCUCCUCCACCUCGGCCUCCACGUCGGCGGCCCGCCGGCACCGCGCCCGCCGCAGCGGGGGGGCCCGGGACGACCGCUACCGCUCGGAUAUCCACACGGAGGCGGUACAAGCCGCUCUGGCGCAGCACAGGGAGCAGAAGAUGGCGCUGCCCAUGCCCACCAAACGCCGCUCCGCCUUCGCCCAGUCUCCCGCCGACAACUGCACCCCGCCCGACUCCUCCUCGGGGUCGGAUGAUGAGAGCUCUCUGAGCAGGCGGGCGGGGCAGGCUCAGGGGCUGCAGAGCCCGGACUCCUGGAUAAACCGCUCCCUGCAGGGCUCCUCCACCUCCUCCUCCGCCUCCUCCACCCUGUCGCACAGCGAGGGCAAACCCCAGCCUGCCGCGCUCGCCGACGUGCUGGCACACACCCGCAUAGAGAACAGCAGCGCUGCCCCUGAUGUGACCUCGGCCACGCCCCAGGACCGGGGGUCCCAUGCGGAAAUGCCCCCGCCCGUGCGGGGCAUGAGCCGCGGCCAGAGCCGCUCCAGCAUGAUGGACACGGCAGACGGCGUUCCGGUCAGCAGCAGAGUCUCCACUAAGAUCCAGCAGCUGCUGAACACGCUGAAGAGGCCCAAGAGGCCGCCGCUCAGCGAGUUCUUCAUGGACGACACCGAGGAGAUCGUAGAGGUGCCCCAGCCUGACCCCAACACCCCGAAACCGGAGGGGCGUCAGAUCAUCCCGGUGAAGGGGGAGCCGCUGGGCGUGGUCAGUAACUGGCCCCCCGCCCUGCAGGCUGCCCUGGCCCGCUGGGGGGCCACGCAGGCCAAGAGCCCCGCCCUCACGGCCCUGGACAUCACGGGCAAGCCCCUCUACACCCUGACCUACGGCAAGCUGUGGAGCCGCAGUCUCAAACUGGCCUUCACCCUCCUCAACAAGCUGGGAACCAAGAACGAGCCCGUCCUGAAGCCUGGGGACCGGGUGGCGCUGGUGUACCCCAACAGUGACCCCGGGAUGUUCUGGGUGGCGUUCUACGGCUGCCUGCUGGCCGAGGUCAUCCCCGUGCCCAUAGAGGUGCCGCUGUCCCGCAAGGACGCAGGAAGUCAGCAGAUCGGCUUCCUGCUGGGGAGCUGUGGGGUGAGCAUAGCCCUGACCAGCGAAGUGUGUCUGAAGGGACUGCCCAAGACUCCCAAUGGAGAAAUACUGCAGUUCAAAGGCUGGCCGCGGCUGAAGUGGGUGGUGACUGACUCCAAGUAUCUGACCAAACCGUCCAAAGACUGGCAGCCUCAUAUUCCCACUGCCAACACUGACCCCGCCUACAUCGAGUACAAGGCCAGUAAGGAGGGCACAGUGAUGGGUGUGGCUGUGUCCAAGGUGGCCAUGCUGACUCACUGCCAGGCUCUGACCCAGGCCUGUAACUACUGUGAGGGGGAAACGUUGGUGAACGUGUUGGACUGUAAGAAGGACAUGGGUCUGUGGCAUGGCGUUCUCACAAGCGUGAUGAACCGGAUCCACACCAUCAGCGUCCCCUACGCCGUCAUGAAGGCCUGCCCCCUCUCCUGGGUGCAGAGAGUCCACAUCCACAAGGCGCGGGUGGCGCUGGUGAAGUGCCGGGACCUGCACUGGGCCAUGAUGGCCCACAGGGAGCAGAGGGACAUCAGCCUGGCCUCCCUGAGAAUGCUCAUCGUAGCCGACGGAGCCAACCCCUGGUCGGUGUCGUCAUGUGACGCCUUCCUCAACGUGUUCCAAAGCCACGGCCUGAAGCCUGAGGUCAUCUGCCCCUGUGCCACCUCUCCUGAAGCCAUGACCGUCGCCAUCCGCAGGCCGGGGGUCCCUGGGGCGCCCCUCCCCGCCCGCGCCAUCCUGUCCAUGUGGGGCCUGAGCUACGGCGUGAUCCGCGUCAACACCGAGGACAAGAACUCCGCCCUCACGGUGCAGGACGUGGGCCACGUCAUGCCUGGAGCUCUGAUGUGCAUUGUGAAGCCCGACGGGCCGCCCCAGCUGUGUAAGACGGAUGAGAUCGGGGAGAUUGUUGUGAACUCCCGCGCUGGAGGCACCAUGUACUACGGCCUGCCCGGGGUCACCAAGAACAUGUUUGAGGUGAUCCCUGUGAAUGCCAGUGGCGCCCCCAUCGGGGAGAUCCCCUUCAUACGCUCCGGACUGCUGGGGUUCGUAGGACCGGGCAGCCUGGUGUUCGUGGUGGGGAAGAUCGAGGGGCUGCUGAUGGUGAGCGGCCGGCGGCACAACGCAGACGACCUGGUUGCCACGGCGCUGGCGGUGGAGCCCGUGAAAACCGUGUACCGCGGGAGGGUGGCUGUGUUCACACUGUCUGUGUGCUAUUCAAAUAAACUUGCCUUGCCUUGCCUUGUCUGUCUGUCUGACUCUAUAAAUUUCUCAGCCUGCUACAUGCCCUGAUUGUCUGUUUAUCUGUGUCCUUACCUGCCUGUGGUUGCUCUUGUCCUGCAGGCCAUUGACAGCAUCCACCAGGUGGGUCUGUACUGCCUGGCUCUGGUUCCUGCCAACACCCUCCCCAAAACCCCUCUGGGGGGCAUCCACGUCGCCGAAACCAAGCAGCACUUCCUGGAGGGCAACCUGCACCCCUGCAACAUCCUCAUGUGCCCCCACACCUGCGUCACCAACCUGCCCAAACCCCGCCAGAAACAGCCAGUGGGCGUGGGUCCGGCCUCCAUCAUGGUGGGCAACCUGGUGGCCGGUAAGCGCGUGGCGCAGGCGGCGGGCAGGGACCUGGGGCUGAUCGAGGACCAGGACCUGGUCAGGAAGCUCUGUAUGUGGCCCACCAUGAUGCACCAGUAUCUGACGGAGGCCCUGCAGUGGAGGGCUCAGACUGACCCAGAUCACGUCCUGUUUGUGCUGCUGAAUGCUAAGGGGGUAGCGGUUAGCACAGCAUCCUGUGUGCAGCUGCACAGACGUGCAGAGAAGGUGACUGCAGCCCUGGCAGAGAGGGGCGGCAUCAACACCGGAGACAACGUGGUCUUGCUCUACCCUCCUGGGAUUGAUCUGAUCGCCUCGUUCUACGGCUGCCUGUACGCCGGCUGCAUUCCUGUGACCGUCCGGCCUCCCCACCCUCAGAACCUGGCAGCCACACUGCCCACCGUGCGCAUGAUCAUCGAUGUGAGUAAGGCGGUCUGCAUCCUCACCACUCAGGCACUCACCAAGAUCCUGCGGUCCAAAGAGGCUGCCGCCACAGUCAACAUCAAAACCUGGCCCACCAUCAUCGACACAGACGACCUCCCUCGAAGACGGCCCCCCCUCAUCUACAAGCCCCCCACGGCCGAGAUGCUGGCAUACCUGGACUUCAGCGUGUCCACCACAGGCAUGCUGACUGGCGUCAAGAUGUCCCACGCGGCGGUGGGCGCUCUGUGCCGCUCCAUUAAGCUGCAGUGUGAGCUCUACUCCUCCCGCCAAAUCGCCAUCUGCCUGGACCCCUACUGCGGCCUGGGCUUCGUACUGUGGUGCCUCUCCAGUGUGUAUUCGGGACACCAGUCCAUCCUGAUCCCCCCUGCGGAGCUGGAGGUGUCGCUACCGCUGUGGCUGAGCGCGCUCAGUCAGUACAGGAUCAGAGACACCUUCUGCUCCUACUCUGUGAUGGAGCUCUGCACCAAGGGCCUGGGCACGCAGACAGAGAGCUUAAAGGCGCGGGGGGUGAACCUGGCCUGCGUGCGCAGCUGCGUGGUCGUGGCCGAAGAGCGCCCCCGUCUGGCGCUCACGCAGUCCUUCUCCAAACUCUUCAAGGACCUGGGCCUGUCGCCCCGGGCCGUCAGCACCGCCUUCGGCUCCAGAGUCAACCUGGCCAUCUGCCUGCAGGGCACCACUGGACCGGACCCCUCCACGGUCUAUGUGGACAUGAAGUCUCUCAGACACGACAGGGUUCGGCUGGUGGAGCGGGGCGCCCCUCAGGGCCUGCCACUCAUGGAGUCUGGGACUAUUCUUCCAGGUGUGAGGGUGGUCAUAGUGAACCCAGAGACGCGAGGACCACUCGGGGAUUCUCAUCUGGGGGAGAUCUGGGUGAGCAGCCCUCACAGCGCCAGCGGCUACUACACGCUGUACGGGGAGGAGAGCCUGCAGGCCGACCACUUCAACACCAGGCUGAGCUUCGGGGACCCGCAGACCCUCUGGGCCCGAACCGGCUACCUGGGCUUCGUCAAGCGGACCGAGCUGCUGGACGCCAGUGGAGAUCGCCAUGAUGCCCUCUUCGUGGUGGGCUCUCUGGACGAGACUCUGGAGCUGAGGGGCCUGCGCUAUCACCCCAUAGACAUCGAAACGUCCGUGUCCCGAGCGCACCGCAGCAUCGCAGAGAGUGCUGUCUUCACCUGGACCAACCUGCUGGUGGUGGUGUCGGAGCUGUGCGGGUCCGAGCAGGAGGCGCUGGACCUGGUUCCCCUGGUGACAAACGUGGUCCUGGAGGAGCACCACCUGAUCGUGGGCGUGGUGGUGAUCGUGGACCCCGGGGUCAUCCCCAUCAACUCCCGCGGGGAGAAGCAGAGGAUGCACCUCAGAGACUCCUUCCUGGCCGACCAGCUGGACCCCAUCUACGUGGCCUACAACAUGUGACCCGCCUCCGCCACGCCUCCCCCGCCCCGCCGAGGCCCCGGGCCACGCCCAGCCCCCGCGGGAUGGGGCCCGGGGGUGCGGGCGUCAGCUUGGGAUGGCGGUGCGGCCACCGCUCUCCCAGGGCGCGGAAACAGAGCGAGGGUGGGCAGGUUUAUCGGAGACCCGUGACCUUUGACUCCUCUGCCCGUGGCGUGACACCCCUUUCGCUCUUGGUUUGUCCUCGCCUGACCCCCCCCACCCCCCCCAUCCCCCGACCCAAGCAACGGCUUUAGGGGGGGCGUAGAGAGAGGCAGGAAGGAGAAACUGGGUCUCCGCCUUUCCAUCCCACCCUCUCUCUUUCCUUUGACUGAGAGAGCGCCUAUCCUGCGAUUUCUCAUUGGGUCACACCUGCAUUGAUUGCGCCGGUGUUACAUCACCUGACUGUGGGAGCCGGGGGGGGGUGGGGGAGGGGAUUCUCUCACCCCUUUACCUCUACAUACGCCCACUGCUGAGGAUGGGGGUCAGUCAGAACAGUGAUUUGGUUGCGGAGUCUACGCCCCACCCAACCCGCUCUGAGUCCUUUACAGUGACAGAAAGGUCAUGUGAUGCGGUUUCACCGAUAAUCCAUCAAAUGCCGCUGAACGGGCUUCUGCUUUUAGAACCUGCUUAAAAAUUCCAUUAGGGAGCUGCAAGAAGGCCCGGGGCCCGGGGCCCGGGGCCCGGGCAGACCUGGCUGUUCUGGCGUAUUGGGAGUGGUGGGGUGGGGGGGGAAGCAAACGCCGGGUUCCCCCCUUUCAUUUUAGGCACGUUCCCCAGUCAUCUUGAAGCACCAUCGCUGCAACGUCGUCCCACGCCAGCUUUUAAGGAAACCGGCACACCCACGUGUCUGUGGCGGGUUUCAGGUGUGCGUGUUUUAAACUGCGAAAGGAAGCCUGCUGCUUGCCUUACUAAAACCUGUGCAUCGUUUCAUUUUUUAUUUCUUUUCAUUUCGUUUGGUUGUUUUUUUUUACAUUUUAUUUUGUGUUGGACAUUUCAUUGCUGUUGUUUUGUAUAUUCUCAUUUUGAAAAAGGGAUGUGUUUUUGGAGGUGGGGAGUGGGUUGCUCUACAGGGGGGAGGUUCGAUGUAACAUAUUGUACAUAGCUUGGAUAUUUGCGUCUAGUUCAUCUGAAAUUAUCGUGUUUUAACAAAAAAAAGACUAUUGAGUUGUGGGAAAUGGAAAACUUGACUGAUCUCUCAUACUUGACACCUAUUUCCUGGAUCAUGGACUCCCUCAGUCACUGAGAGAGUAAAUCGAUCCCAAAAACAAAAGAUUUUACACUGA